AUGAGAAAAUACGGCUGGAACAGUUUCAAGGAUUUAAUUUUCAGAAAUCCCGCAGUUGUCGACCAGGAUCCACAUGUGGAUAAUGGGGAUGAGAACCCUGAACGUGGGAACUGGACAAACAAAAGGGAGUACAUCCUCUCUACAAUCGGCUAUGCCGUUGGACUGGGAAAUAUCUGGAGAUUUCCAUAUUUGGCCUACAAGAAUGGAGGGGGUGCCUUUCUCAUCCCCUAUUUUGUGAUGUUGGUGGUGACUGGAAUCCCACUUUUCUUCCUGGAAAGUGCCUUAGGUCAAUUCUGCAGCCAAGGUCCAAUUAACACAUGGAGAGCAGUGCCUUUACUGCAGGGUGUUGGCAUUGCCAUGGUUAUGGUGACUCUAAUCGUAUCAAUUUACUAUAACGUCAUCAUCGCCUACAGCUUGUACUACAUGUUCGCCUCCUUCCAGUUUCCUCUGCCGUGGUCCAGCUGCUCCAGCAGUGUUGAUCGUAACUGCAGCGACACGCCAAUAGGUGCUGUUUUCAUCCCCUGUUCUGCUGAUUUGUCAGUCUCAUUGGUGGCCAACUGGACUGAGGAAAACAUCACUCAUCCUUCAACUGACAUGGUCUCAGUUUCAGUGCAGAGUCCAAGUGAACAGUACUGGGAUCUCGUGGCUCUGCAGAGAUCCAGUGGUCUAGAUGAAACAGGACCAGUAGUUUGGCACUUGGCCCUCUGUCUGCUGCUGAGCUCCAUACUUGUUGCUGCAGCGCUCAUCAGAGGCAUCAAGUCAUCGGGAAAAGUUGUGUAUUUCACAGCCACAUUUCCUUAUGUGGUGAUAAUAAUCCUGCUGAUCAGAGGUGUGACACUAGAGGGAGCUAGAGAUGGGAUAGAGUUCUACAUUGGUUCCCAGUCUAAUCUGACGAAACUGACUGAAGCACAGGUUUGGAAAGAUGCAGCAACUCAGACUUUCUACUCUCUCUCUAUUGGCUGGGGUGGAGUCAUGACUCUUGCUUCCUAUAGCAACUUCCACAACAACGUGUUCAAGGACUCAUUUGUAGUAACACUUACUAAUGCAGGCACCAGUGUGUUUGCAGGCUUUGCCAUAUUUUCAAUUUUGGGCCACAUGGCUCACAUCUACAAAAUGCCAGUUGGACAAGUUGUAAAGGAAGGGUUUGGCCUGGCAUUCAUUGCAUAUCCAGAUGCUUUGUCCAAGCUUCCCAUUUCCCCUCUGUGGUCCAUUUUGUUCUUCUUCAUGCUUCUGACUGUUGGUCUGGACUCUCAGUUUGCAGGAAUAGAGGUGAUAUCCACCUGCCUGUUAGAUGCUUUUCCAAACAUCUUCAAAUCCAAGCGUGCCUUAUUGACCUCAACGACAUGUGCCAUCCUCUAUCUCCUUGGUCUACCGUGUGUCACACAGGCAGGAAUAUACUGGGUAACUCUAAUCGACCAGUUUGUUGCCAGCUGGGUGCUGCUAGUUUUGGUCCUCUUGGAGAUCAUUGGUGUCUGCUACAUAUAUGGAGGGAACCGUUUCAUUAAAGACAUUGAGAUGAUGCUUGGACAUAAGAGUUUCACUUUCUGGUUAUGGUGGAGAGCAUGUUGGUUCUUCAUCAGCCCCUGCAUCAUAGUGGUGAUCCUAAUCUGGUCUGUGAUGACAUUUACACCACCCCGCUAUGGAGAAGUCCAGUUCCCAGUCUGGGGCUUGGCUCUGGGCUGGUGCAUGGUUGUAUUCAUCCUACUCUGGAUCCCUGUUGUUGCUUUGUAUAAGCUGAUGAGAACAAAGGGAAACCCAUGGGAGCGUGUGAAGUCAUUGUGUUCUCCAUCCGAGGAAUGGCAUCCCUACCUGGAUGUCCAUCGAGGACAGCGCUACUCAGAAGAACGCUGCCGCCACAGGAAGAAACACACAAACAGACCAGAAGUAAAUGUAAAUGUAAUCACUAGCUCAUGGCUCUGA
This is a messenger RNA of Seriola aureovittata, 1920 nucleotides long. It is a transcript of the gene slc6a14, whose product is annotated as solute carrier family 6 member 14. The record is from RefSeq and is a predicted model, not a curated record. Gene Ontology annotation, biological process: sodium ion transmembrane transport. Bases 1 to 1920 code for a protein of 639 amino acids. NCBI's taxonomy places the organism in Eukaryota, Metazoa, Chordata, Actinopteri, Carangiformes, Carangidae. Gene Ontology annotation, cellular component: membrane. The transcript has 15 exons. Gene Ontology annotation, molecular function: L-proline transmembrane transporter activity.